GAGGGUGGCCAUCUGGACUAGAGUGUGAAGGAUAUAAGGCUGGGCUUCCAGACCCACUGCCCACGACAGGAGCGGGACAGCGAGGACCGCAACGUGUCCAGGUUUCGACACCUGCCACCUGCUGCCCACCCACACCCAGGAACAUGGCUGGCCUGUGGACCUCCACCCUGCUCUGUAGCCUGCUGGCAGUCACCUUGAUCCAGGCCACCCUCAGUCCCCCUGCGGUUCUCAACAUUGGCCCAGAAGUUAUCAAAAACCAGCUGACACAGGAGCUGAAGGACCACAAUGCCACGGCCAUCCUCCAGCAUCUGCCGCUGCUCAGCACCAUCCGGGAAAGGCCGGCAGGGGGCAUCCCCCUGCUGGGCAACAUGAUGAACAACAUCCUGAAGAAUAUCAUCUGGCUGAAGGUCACCUCCGCUAGCAUCCUCCAGCUUCAGAUUCAGCCCUCAGAUAACAACCAGGAGCUGACGGUCACGAUCCCCCUGGACAUGGUAGCCGGGUUCAACACACCCCUGGUCAAGACCAUCGUGGAGAUGCACCUGGAGACAGAGGCCCAAGCAGUCAUCCGAAUGGACAGCAGCUCUACCCACUCCACUCACCCCACCCUCAGCGACUGUUCCAUUAGCCACGGAAGCCUGCGCAUCACCCUACUGCACAAACUCUCCUUCCUGGUCAACCCCUUAGCUAACACGGUCAGAAGCCUCCUGAUGCCAGCCCUGCCCGAACUGCUAAAAACCCAGCUGUGUCCUGUGAUCGAGGCGACCUUCAAUGACAUGUAUGCAGACUUCCUGCGGCUGCUGAGACCCGUUUUCCUCAACACUCACCGUUUAGAGUUUGACUUUCUGUCUUCUGCCAUCAAUGGGGACACCAUCCAGGUCCACCUGGGGGCCAAGCUAUUGGAUGCACAGGGAAACGUGACCAACAGAUUCAGUGACUCUGCAGCUUCCCUGACGAUGCCCACCCUGGACAGUGCCCCUUUCAGCUUCACCGUGAGGCACGAUGUGGUGAACGCUGCAGUUGGUGCCUUGCUCCCUACGGAAGAGCUCAUGAUCCUGCUGGACUCGGUGCUUCCUGAGCUGGCCCGUCAGCUGAAGUUGGACAUCCAGGUGAUCAACGAAAAGGCUGCAAAUCAGCUGAGCCCCACCCAGAUCGUGAAGCUACUAACUCUGGAGACCCCCGAAUUGCUUCUGAGUCAGAACGGUGCCAAGCUGGCCCAACUGGUUGUGUUUGAAGUGUUCCCCACCAACGAAGCCCGUCGCCCCUUGUUCACCCUGGGCAUCGAAGCCAGUUCGGAAGCUCAGUUUUACACCAAAGGUGACCAACUGAUACUCAACCUUAAUGAAAUCAGUUCUAACCGGAUCCAGUUGAUGAACUCCGGGAUUGGCCUAUUCGAACCUGAACCCCUGAAAGAUGUCAUCAUGGAGAUCCUCCUCUCUGUCCUGCUGCCAAACCAGAAUGGCAAAUUAAGAUCCGGGAUCCCAUUAUCGAUGCUGAAAUCCCUGGGAUUCAAGGCAGCUGAGUGUUCUCUGACAAAGGAUGCCCUCGUGAUCACCCCGGCCUCCUCCGAGAACUUCGGCUCUCCUGUCUCCCAGUGAAGACUUGGACACUGGCAGUUGAAGGCAGGCCAGGUCCGAGCUGGGGGUAUAGGAGCAAGCUCUACAGACCGUCUCU
Messenger RNA from Tupaia belangeri chinensis (Chinese tree shrew), 1671 nucleotides. It is a transcript of the gene BPIFB1, whose product is annotated as BPI fold containing family B member 1. The transcript has 16 exons. Bases 144 to 1595 code for a protein of 483 amino acids. The record is from RefSeq and is a predicted model, not a curated record. Gene Ontology annotation, molecular function: lipid binding. Gene Ontology annotation, cellular component: extracellular exosome. Gene Ontology annotation, biological process: innate immune response in mucosa; negative regulation of toll-like receptor 4 signaling pathway. NCBI's taxonomy places the organism in Eukaryota, Metazoa, Chordata, Mammalia, Scandentia, Tupaiidae.